GUUCGGAGUUCGUUUGAAGCAAUUUGAAAUUUGAAUAUUAUCAAAAGUUAAUUCCGUCAUAUUGUAUAUAAGUAAAUACGAUUAACGAGAAAUGAUCCUUUGUUACAACAAAUUACCCGAUAAUGGCUACAAUAUCAAAUUUUAACGUGGACUUUAAAUCUGAAAAAACCAUCCACAAACGCAGGUCGUCGGUUUUCCACGCGCGGCUUUCUAUAGCCCACAAUCACCAAAAAGACGACAUUGAAGUUAUAACUAAUGGAAACAGAUCAAAUAAAAAAGAAAAAGAAUGCAAUGCAAAGGAUACUGUUGAAGCUUUCAAUCUGAGGGAAUAUAUAGAUAAACUCAGGCAGGAGCGAAAGGACUGGCAACAGGAGUAUAGAAAUCGCAAAGAUCAACGGAGAAACUUGACCAAGCAGAAAAUAAGCACAGAGGGACAGGAACAGGUUCUCGACAUAAAUGUACUGACAGAAGCCGAAAAAGCUUUUGUCUUGACACGUCCCAAUUAUGAACACAUCUGCAAAAAUAGCCAGAAAUUAUUAGACGUGGCGUUAAAAAUAUCUACGCUUAGUCAACAUGUACAUAAACUGAAUCAAAAAUUCAUGGAAAGAAUGGAAGGCAAUAUAUUAAGGGCCACUGCAAAUAUUAUUAAGAUCUCAGAAAAAUGAAGCAGAUCAGCAGUAGUUUUAGGAAUCGUUUAUUUUUUCAAUUCUACAAAUUUACAGACAAUAAGAGCAUCAUAAUAAAAAUAUAAAUAACAUUUAAUUAAAUAUAACACUAAGCAUGAUUGAUUAUACAAUACUGAUUUGUGGAUUG
Molecule: messenger RNA, 813 nt
Organism: Mycetomoellerius zeteki
Lineage: Eukaryota; Metazoa; Arthropoda; Insecta; Hymenoptera; Formicidae
Exons: 2
Coding region: 123-665 (180 amino acids)
Biological process (GO): cell division; chromosome segregation
Cellular component (GO): MIS12/MIND type complex
Source: RefSeq, a predicted model, not a curated record